Coregonus sp. 'balchen' is the source of this 23262-nucleotide messenger RNA. The record is from the annotation of a GenBank genome assembly. NCBI's taxonomy places the organism in Eukaryota, Metazoa, Chordata, Actinopteri, Salmoniformes, Salmonidae.
AUGGAUGAACGCUUCUCCCGCUCUGUCACGGAUGCCAUGGUUGCCCUUAGUUUGAAGAUGUAAUCCGGAGACAGGUGUUUUAUACAACAGCCUUUUGUAUUUUCUCUUUUCGACUCCCUCCGCAUAUUUGCAAUUUUCUCCAUCGCCUUAGCUAUCAUACUCUGCUUCCACCAGGCAUUCCAGUGAUUUCAGUCAACUUCUUCAUUGGAGGUCUUCAUGAUAUCUUUUUAAAAAGCUGCAGUAGAAAGGAUAAUCUACACAUACUGAGCAGCUCAUGUUAUAGACCGAAGCAUGCUUCAUGGCAGACCAAUCCGAACUCAUAUCUCUGCAUGUCCAGCCCAUCCAUUAUCUCAGCCAAUCAUGGUUAGCGGGAAGGUUCCUGACUUUUUCUGUGGCUAAACCAACUAGGUUUGUAAUUUAACAAUUGUAUUCGUAUUUACAGAUGGCAUACAAGUUUGUUAUUAAGGCACAUGAAAGUUCACGUUCCAGAAGGCAUUUAUGCCCAAAAACGCAUUCAAAAACGUGUUCAAAUGCCUCUCCUGUGAAGUAGUGACGUGCGACAUAUGCCUAGUUUCCUGAAACUAGUCACAUUUUACAGGAAUAUUCUCAUUAUGGUAUCCAGAGUAUUUUCAGAUAUUGUUAUCAACAAAUUCGUACAGUAAAUGUAAAAUGCACAUAAAAUCAACAGAGUAAUGUUUGUAUUCAGUCUUGUCAGGUGAACUGUUGUCCUCACCUUUUGUUCUACCCAGUCCUCACCCAGUCUUUUACCCCACCACACACCCCACAGUACCUCCCUAGCCCCAUCCCAGGCACCCAUCCCUUACCCAUGUAAGGUAGCCUUUGUGGAGAGUCUGUAUUUAAGGAAAAUGGCUAAUAUUUAGGGACUGGAGCUUGUAAUGUUAGCUGGGCACCUAUUUUAAACCAGCCCGUGAAGUCCUAUACAUAGCCAGGCCAACACAGUUAGUGGUGCCGCAUAUAGGGGGAUAAAGAGACUGGAGGUCGGCACACGCGCACACACACACUGGCCGGGAAGUGGGCACAUAAAGCGCUCUCCUGUACAUCUUAUUUUGUUUGCCUUCUAAGCCAGCGUGCCCACUCAGUCUACUCUAGCUUCACCUGGAAGGUUCUGUGACACCAUGUAAGCUUCCGCAGGGGUCCAAAGAAAGUUGUGUAGGUGUAAAGGGAGGGGAAAAUGUCUCUCUCUCGCUCGCUAGACGCUUGGCAUUGCGCAUGGUGAUCUUAGGCUGGUGUGCGAUGCUCGGCCAUGGAAACCCAUUUCAUGAAGGUCCCGACGAACAGUUCUUGUGCUGACGUUGCUUCCAGAGGCAGUUUGGAACUCGGUAGUGGGUGUUGCAACCUAGGACAGGCGAUUUUUACCCGCUACGUGCUUGAACACUCGCCGGUCCUGUUCUGUGAGCUUGUGUGGCCUACUACUUCGCGGCUGAGCCAUUGUUGCUCCUAGACGUUUCCACUUCACAAUAACAGCACUUACAGUUGAACGGGGCAGCUCUAGCAGGGCAGAAAUUUGAUGGUGGCAUCCUUUCUACUGCCAAUGUUUGUCUAUGGAGAUUGCAUGGCUGUGUGCUCGAUUUUAUACACCUGUCAGGAACGGUGUGGCUGAAAUUGCCGAAUCCACUAAUUUGAAGGGGUGUCAUAUUUUUGUGUAUGUAUAAUGUAUAUAUAUUCCUAUCUAUCUAAUGUCUCUCUCUCACUCACUCACUCUCACUACCAGUCAAAAGUUUUAAACACCUACUCAUUCAAGGGUUUUUCUUUAUUUUUUUACUAUUUUCUACAUUGUAGAAUAAUAGUGAAGACAUCAAAACUAUGAAAUAACACAUGGAAUCAUGUAGUAACCAAAAAUGUGUUAAACAAAUCCAAAUUAUAUUUUAUAUUUGAGAUUCUUCAAAUAGCCACCCUUUGCCUUGAUGACAGCUUUGCACUCUCUUGGCAUUCUCUCAACCAGCUUCACCUGGAAUGCUUUUCCAACAGUGUUGAAGGAGUUCCCACUUAUGCUGAGCACUUGUUGGCUGCUUUUCCUUCACUCUGCAGUCUGACUCAUCCCAAACCAUCUCAAUUAGGUUGAGGUCGGGGGAUUAUGGAGACCAGAUCAUCUGAUGCAGCACUCCACUCUCCUUCUUGGUAAAAUAGCCCUUACACAGCGGAGGUGUGUUGGGUCAUUGUCCUGUUGAAAAACAAAUGAUAGUUCUACUAAACCCAAACCAGAUGGGAUGGCGUAUCGCUGCAGAAUGCUGUGGUAGCCAUGCUGGUUAAGUGUGCCUUGAAUUCUAAAUAAAUCACAGACAGUGUCACUAGCAAAGCACCCCCACACCAUCACACCUCCUCCUCCAUGCUUUACGUUGGGAAAUACACAUAUGGAGAUCAUCCGUUCACCUACUUUGCGUCUCACAAAGAAAAAGCGGUUGGAACCAUAAAUCUCAAAUUUGGACAGAUUUCCACCGGUCUAAUGUCCAUUGCUCAUGUUUCUUGGCCCAAGCAAAUCUCUUCUUUUUAUUGAUGUCCUUUAGUAGUGGUUUCUUUGCAGCAAUUUCACCAUGAAGGCCUGAUUCACGCAGUCUCCUCUGAACAGUUGAUGUUGAGAUGUGUCUGUUACUUGAACUCUGUGAAGCAUUUAUUUGGGCUGCAAUCUGAGGUGCAGUUAACUCGAAUGAACUUAUCCUCUGCAGCAGAGGUAACUCUUGGUCUUCCUUUCCUGUUGCGUUCCUCAUGAGAGCCAGUUUCAUCAUAGCGUUCGAUGGUUUUAGCGACUGCGCUUGAAGUUCUUGACAUUUUCCAGAUUUACUGACCUUCAUGUCUUAAAGUAAUGAUGGACUGUCGUUUCUCUUUGCUUAUUUGAGCUGUUCUUGCCAUAAUAUGGACUUGGUCUUUUACCAAAUAGGGCUAUCAUCUGUAUACCACCCCUACCUUGUCACAACACAACUGACUGGCUCAAAUGCAUUAAGAAGGAAAGAAAUUCCACAAAUUAACUUUUAACACGGCACACCUGUUAAUUGAAAUGCAUUCCAGGUGACUACCUCAUGAAGCUGGUUGAGAUAAUGCCAACAAUGUUCAAAACUGUCAUUAAGGCAAAGGGUGGCUACUUUGAAGAAUCUCAAAUAUAAAAUAUAAAAUAUAUUUUGAUGUGUUUAAUACUUUUUUGGUUACUACAUGAUUCCAUGUGUUAUCACAGUUUUAUAUCAUCACUAUUAUUCUACAAUGUAGAAAAUUGUAAAAAUUAAGAAAAACCCUUGAAUGAGUAGGUGUGUCCAAACCUUUGACUGGUUCUGUAUGUACAACAAUAGACAAUAUAAUGAUAUUACAUCAGUGUUUAAAUGUCCCUUGGUCCUACAGUAUCUGCCAUCUUAAGAGUCGGAAUGUCUUAAUGUUCACAUGACUGGUUUGCCUUCAGCUACUUUUUCAGGUUUGCCUUGAAGCUAGCAAAGGUGCUGCACUCUCUCACACUGGUUGACAGGGUGUUCCAUAAUCCUGAUUCUCUGACUGAAAAAGCUGCUUUCACCUCUCACUAGAGCGCCAUCACCACUAGCCUACUUCCCUCUGGUGCAGACAGAGGCUUCUGGCUGGGGAACCGUGUAUUGUGAAUGGCUGUUGUAAUCAAUAAAUUGGUUGCAGUAUCAAAGUUGAGUGGGAGGCUAAGGCUCAUGUCUGGUCUGGUCUGGGCCUCACCAUGCCCAUCUGUCCGUAUGUCCCUACUAGUUCUCUAGCUAACAGAGUGUGUUGUUGUAGUAGGAUCCUAGUAGACAGACAGCUGAACUGAGCCCCUUUCUAACUGUCUGGGCCUCCCCUCCCCCUGUCUCUUGUGUGUGUCUUGCAGUCCUGUCCGGCGGUGGCGGCGGGCAGCACAGUCCCCUGAAGCGCUCGGUGUCCCUCACCCCCCCGAUGAGCGGCAGCUCCUUGGCCAGUUCCUCCUCCUCGUCGGGCGGCCAAGCCCUGGGCCUGGGUCUGGGUCACGGUUGGCUCUCCCAGGAGGACCUGCGCGGGCCCCGGGGAAGAGGAAAAGGAGGAGGAGGGCUGGGGCUGGCCCCCACUGACCCUCACCACGCUCCCCUCUCCCCCCAGAGCAGCGUAGCGUCGUCGGGCAGCGGCGGCAGCGAGCACCUGGAGGAUGGUUGCUGUGUAGGAGGCAUGCACCGCAGCAGCACAUUCCACGAGGAGGGCAGCGGCAUGAGGGGUGAGUUCAGUACUCCACCGCUCUCAUGCGUAGCUUAGGCGCAGUGGACAGAGUAGCAUGGAGGAGGCAGCCAUGGGGGGUGGAGGGUGUUCACUUCAGGAUGUCCCUCAUCGAUUGUUUGUUUUGAGGUGACCAAUGCUACCCCCCAACAGCAUUUGGCAGUUAGAUUUGUAUUGUAGUGAUCUGGUCAUUGAUAAAAAAUUUUAAAAACUUCUAAAUAUCAGUUGCCAUGUCAGUCCAUCAAUGUCAGUUGGAACAGAGCCUUUGUCCUGGUCUGAGGAGGUUAUUGUUGAAGAGGUAUCUUAGGGAGACUCUCAAUUGCAUACUCCUUGUGUCCCCUCUCCUCGCCUCCUUCUCAAAACCCAUUGGAUGAGAAAGCCAAAGGUCCCUCCACUCUGACCUUUUCCUCCAAUGGGUUUUGAGAAAGAGGCUAGGAGAGAGGACAAGAGAGAAUCUCCCUAUAAUGCCUCUUCAACAAUAACCUCCUCAGACCAGGACAAAAGCUCUCUUCCAACUGACAUUGAUGGACUGACAUUGCAACUGAUAUUUGAAGUUUUUUAAUAAAAUAAAAAAUCAAUGACCAGUUCACUACAAUAUACAUUUUGAUAAAGAGGCGAGGAGAGCGGACGCGUGGAGUAUGCAAUUGAGAUUCUCCCAUAAUGUUUUCUAGAAACUCUUCUCCAACCAUGUGUUUGGUGUGAGGGGGACUAUUUCCCAGAAAGGAAGAGAGAGGAGGGAGACGUGUGGUUUCUCGCAGGGUGAAGCGACCUGUCUUGUUUGGCCUGUUUUUUGUGCUUUUUUUGUGUGAAAGAAACUCAUGACCCCUGGUAACUGCUGGUACAAUUGUUGAUUGGUUGGUUUGGUUGCCCCCCCCCCUUCCAGGUGUUCACAAGCCACCCCCAGCUUCUUAGAAAUGAACAUCCCAUCUGUUGUCACAUAAUACUGAAUGUAGCCUACAGAAUAGCAAUGAUGGUGAUUUGUGGAUGAGCGUAUGUAUGUAUGUAUAUAUGUGUGUGUGUGUGUGUGUGUGUGUGUGUGUGUGUGUGUGUGUGUGUAUAUACAGUGGGGAAAAAAAGUAUUUAGUCAGCCACCAAUUGUGCAAGUUCUCCCACUUAAAAAGAUGAGAGAGGCCUGUAAUUUUCAUCAUAGGUACACGUCAACUAUGACAGACAAAGUCCCUGGCGGCGUAGUGUGUUACUGAUGGUAGGCUUUGGUACUUUGGUCCCAGCUCUCUGCAGGUCAUUCACUAGGUCCCCCCGUGUGGUUCUGGGAUUUUUGCUCACCGUUCUUGUGAUCAUUUUGACCCCACGGGGUGAGAUCUUGCGUGGAGCCCCAGAUUGAGGGAGAUUAUCAGUGGUCUUGUAUGUCUUCCAUUUCCUAAUAAUUGCUCCCACAGUUGAUUUCUUCAAACCAAGCUGCUUACCUAUUGCAGAUUCAGUCUUCCCAGCCUGGUGCAGGUCUACAAUUUUGUUUCUGGUGUCCUUUGACAGCUCUUUGGUCUUGGCCAUAGUGGAGUUUGGAGUGUGACUGUUUGAGGUUGUGGACAGGUGUCUUUUAUACUGAUAACAAGUUCAAACAGGUACCAUUAAUACAGGUAACGAGUGGAGGACAGAGGAGCCUCUUAAAGAAGAAGUUACAGGUCUGUGAGAGCCAGAAAUCUUGCUUGUUUGUAGGUGACCAAAUACUUAUUUUCCACCAUAAUUUGCAAAUAAAUUCAUUAAAAAUCCUACAAUGUGAUUUUCUGGAUUUUUUUUCCUCAUUUUGUCUGUCAUAGUUGACGUGUACCUAUGAUGAAAAUGACAGGCCUCUCUCAUCUUUUUAAGUGGGAGAACUUGCACAAUUGGUGGCUGACUAAAUACUUUUUUCCCCACUGUGUAUAUAUUUAUUUAUUUAUUCAUUCAUAGUUCAAAAUGUCACAUUCUGUGGUUUCAGCACUUAGUAGACCUAUCUCUGAUGUCUUGUCUGUGCACGUAUUUGAGUGAAUGGGGCAACAGGAAACAAGACACCUGUCGCAUGGUAUUUUAAGUUAUGCACCACCGCCGCUCAUUUUAAGGGCUCGAAUAAGGCUUGACCACAGUAGCAACGGUGGGGCACAGACAGGACAGGAGAAAACAUGCCAGGAUAGGAGCAAACAUGCUCCUAUCAGUCUCUGAUGUCGUCUUUCAGGGGUGGCUUUCUUUUACACCCUGUCUCAUGCUCAGUCUCAGGACAUGACACAGAGAUACAGUGCCAUCUGGUUCCUAUACACCAUAUAACCUUUUAGCCAAAUAUAUGGGACAUCAUGAAAAUGAUGGUUUUGGUUGAGUGAUCAGAUAGCCUUCUUACCUCUCGUUUUAAGCCGACGUUGGUUUUUCAUUGGGAUAGUUGUGUGAAUUGUGCAGUUAUUUGGUUUUGAGAAAAGUGUGAGUGCGAAAAGGUGUUUGGGGUGAUUUUAGUGCCAACAGAAAUGUUAUCUGAAUUUAAUCAUUUUGAAUUUGUAUUCAUAAAUUGAAUUUGAAUUCAAUUUUUUUUUACUUUGCAUUGCACAAGUUGAUUCAAUUGAUGAAUACAAAUUCAAGAUGAAUGAAUUCAGAUCACUCCGUAAAUGGUGUGUGUGACCUGAUCAGUUAACACCAAUCGGUGGCUUUAUAGUUGAUGCCGUCUGAAGCAUUUUCACAAGUUUCCCCACUUCUUUACCCCAGUCUUUCCCCUAGAUUAUUGUCCAGGCGUGGCACAAAGGCCCCCAAAGCAACAUCCAGGCCCUCUGGGGACCAACAGAGUUGGGCAGGGGGGCCUGCCCCAGCUUUACAAUGGUAGGGGAAACACUACUUGACCCUCACUUCCAUUGACACAUAUUUGUUCAGAAAAUGCCCCUUAUCCAGACUGACAUUCAAAUUGGAACAGUCCCUGUCUGCAUAUAGUACAGUGAAGCUUCUUGGCACCACAUCCACCUCUGAUAAGCUAAAUUAUCUAACUGACAUAGCGUCCAAGUCGUCUUCUGUGUCAUGUUCAUUAGGGCACACAACGUUUGAAAACGUUUUGCAACUGAAAUAGAAAAUUAGCGUUUCAAAGUCCAGGUAGUCCCUCUGUGUUUCAGUCCAUUUUCUUCCAUUGGGUGCCUAAUGAACACGACCCUGAACUUACCCAUCUACAGGAAGAGUGAGAACUCGGCUGUUUGUGUUGUUGGGGGGAAAGUUAACAAAAACUGCCAGUAUAUUUACAGUCAACUCCCACCAGAGUUCUUUGAAUACAGAUUACUAAGCAUUGCUAAGCAUUAACAAUAUAAACAUUAAUUCUCCUAAGCAUUACGUCAUCUGGGCCUAUAUUCCAAAAGUGUCUCAGGGUAGGAGUGCUGAUCAAGGAUCAGGUCCGUCCUGUCCGUAUACUCUUAUUCAUUACGAUAUAAAAGGCUAAACUGAUUCUAUAUCAGCACUUCUACUCUGAGACACUUUGUGAAUACGGGUCCUGAACAGUCCAACCUGCUAACAGUGGCGGUUUCUAGAUUUGUAAGUCUUUGCUUAGGGUCAAAGAUUUUGAAAUAAGGCCAUUUUAGGCUUUGUUUAGAGACUGUUGUUUGCAUCCAGGUGUGAAGUACACUGUUAAAAUACAAUGUUACCAAUACAUUAUGAAGUGGCAAUGAAACAUGAUUAAAGCAGUAAUGUGAAAGACUGCUAAGUUAAUUGACAUUUUCACUCUCACCACACAACAACCAUAGCAAGCGAUAGAAUUAUCCUUUUUACGCUUCCAGUCAACUAAUGGUCAUAGAACCAAAUCUCCUUAGCUAGCGACCAACAUAUGAGGUGGUCUCUUGUAUCAGUGUUUUACAUCACAGCUUUGACAGGAAAGGUUAGAGUUGAAGGGAUAAGAAUGCAUCCCAAAUGGCACCUUAACCCUAUAUAGUGCACUACUUUUGACCAGAGCUCUAUGGGCCCUGGUCAAAAGUAGUGGAUUUAAUAGGGAAUAGGGUACCAUUUGGGACACCGCCUGAGACACUAGGCGAGUUUUAAUGGUGAGAGGGAAUAGCAGAAAGGAGGACAUUACCCCAUCUGUGAUGUCUUAUGUCAGUGCCAUUACACUGACUCCCUGACUUACGUGUGUGUGUGUGUGUGUGUGUGUGUGUGUCUACAGAUGUACCAGCCUGGCUGAAAAGCCUCCGUCUCCACAAAUAUGCGGCACUCUUCUCCACCAUGACGUAUGACGAGAUGAUGUCACUGACCGAACAGCAGCUGGAAUCACAGGUCAGUAGCAUAGCAUAGAUGGCUUCUUCUAACUAUGGGAAUACCUAAGGAAAACGUACUAGGAACGUAACAGCAAAUGUUAGGGCAUUGGAAGUCAUUGCCUUCAGUUUUUAGUACUGUACUUUUCCCACAAAGUUGUCUUCAUAAAAGAGCUGAUAGACAUGAACCGGUAUUUUAAGCAUUACAAUAAGACAUUAUAACGGCUCAUUCAUGCUUAUAACAAGUUAUAAAGCAUUAUAACCACAGGCUUUAAGUAAAGACAUUUUCAGUAGAACACUUUGAUUAAUUAUGACCCUUUUCACUGUGUAUUUAACUUGUCGUUGGUGUGUGUGUGUGAUGAAGGAAUGUUGAAAGGGUGAAAUUAUGUUUUUCUUCUGCAGAAUGUCACCAAAGGGGCAAGGCACAAGAUAGUCAUCAGCAUUCAGAAACUGAAGGAGCGUCAGAACAUGCUGCGCUGCCUAGAGAAGGUCAGUGGUGCAAGCUGUCAAUUUAUUAGAUUGAGUGAAUUGUCACAAAAAGACUGGUGAAAACAAUACUAGGAAGAGGUCCAAGUGAGGGCCCUUGGAAGCUCUCCUUUCGCUUUGAGAGGCAGACAGGACAGGAGCGAAACAUUAUUUUGGAAUAACUUUAUUUUCCCUCGUCAUCAAAUGGCUGGUGAGCGUCUCCUACCUUUCAUGACGGAAAUAUCCCGCCGCCCACCUGACAGCUGCUGGUGUAGAGAGGACUCUGAUGGAGACUUCUAGAAUGAUUCUCCUGUGAAUAGGACUAUGCAUAUUUGCAUCCCUUACUGUAACGGUCCGGAACUGUUUGGUAUCAUAUAGGGCUGUGGCGGUCAUUACAUAUUGUCAGCCGGUUAUUGUCAUGCAAAAGACUGCCUGUCUCACGGUAAUUUACCGUUAAUUAACAUAAAUACAUUUAGCAUCUCCAGGCCUCCCCGCGUACAAGUCGCUGACAUGUCAUCAUUUCUGUCUUUGAUGUUAAAGAAACACCUUCAUAUUGAUCAUGCAUAUUUUUUUGUUUUUCCUUUCUCCCUGCUAUACCUACCUUCUCCUUUCUUCUCACUCCUCUCUUUUCCCUCAUCUUUGUGACCUUCUCUCUCCUCUCCAUUCCUUUAUUCUCUCUCUUUCGUCACUCUCUCUUAACUUUCACUUUGUCCUGCCCCUUCUUUUUCUCUCUCUUUCUAUCACUUUCUUGUGUUCUUUUUCCCCUUCACGUUCUCUCUCUCCCUCUCUGCUUCUCUCUCCCAGGAUGUGUUGGAGGGGGGUAACCUGCGCGCCCCUCUCACCGAGCUCCACCAGAUGAUCCUGACGCCCAUCAAGGCGGUGGCCAGCGAUGAGUCGUCCCCCAGCUCGCCCUCCUCGACCACACAGAGACCCCUGUUGAGCCCAGAGGGGAAGUGCAGCGCCGCCCCGGGCUCCCACCUCGCCCCGGGAGGAGGGGAGGGGGAGACAGGGACCACCCUAAUCGCUGAGGGGGACAUCCCCGGCCAGUUCACCCGCGUCAUGGGCAAAGGUACAGAGGAUCUAGUCCCAUAGGUUGGGAAGUGAAGUUGUCGUAACGUUGUCAUACGCACAACACAUUUGAUGUAGGUGCUGCUGAGAGACUGCACUGAAAGAAACCAAACACCUGGGAUCACAAUGUGGUCAAUAUUAAAGGGGUUUUUAAAUCGGAAAACUGUUUUCAUAUAUUGCUCACCAGUCCAUCAUCGAUAUGGUCUCAAAAUAUCAUUAUUUUGUACAUUAGAGCAUCAGAGCUAGCCUGAUAGAAAGCCUGUGUUUACUUCCUGGAAAAGUCUGAUGAUGCAAAACACAACAUUAUAAGGCUUUUUGCGUUUACUUUGUUUUGGGCGUCAGGAGACUGAAAGCGAUAUAUUUUGAAAACGUCAAUGCUGAUAUGCACACUUUUUGGGACUAAUAAAAAAACAUUUGGAGUAAAUUGCCCCUUUAAGGGUGGUAUAAGGAACAUUCUAGUAUGGGGCCUUUUGAUUUCUUGACUUCCCUUCCUCUCCAUUACCGUCAGAGUGUUAUGUGCUGAGCAAACAGUGGCCAUAUUAAAAGAAAUGUGGAAGAUGGAAAUCAGUGGGGCCACGUUUUCCCAUGCUCAAACCCCCUCUGUGUCAUUGAAGUCACCCUGCUUUGGGGAAAUUAACUCUCUCCCUCCCCCUCUCCCUCUCCCUCUCCCUCUCCCUCUCUCCAGUUUGCACACAGCUCCUGGUGUCCAGGCCAGACGAAGAGAACAUCAGCUCCUACCUGCAGCUCAUUGACAAGUGCCUUCUUCACGAGGUAUACAUGCACAGACACACACACACACACACACACACACACACACACACAGACACACACACACACAACUGACAAUACUUUUCUUUAUACAGUUCUUCAGACCCUUAUUUAGCUCAUGGGUGAAUGUAACACAUUAGAACAGCACAUGUCUCUAUUUCCUGUCUGCAAAACCCUGAGUCAUUCUCUCUCCUCCUCUUUGGCCCUGCAACCCCUCCUUCCCCCCUCCUCCCACAGGCAUUCACAGAGUUGCAGAAGAAGCGACUGUUGUCGUGGAAACAACAGGUGCAGAAGCUGUUCCGCUCGUUCCCCAGGAAGACCCUCCUGGACAUGACCGGCUACCGGGCGCAGAGGAGGUAGAUUUGACCCUACACACACACACACACACACACACACACACACACACACACACACACACACACACACACACACACACACACACACACACACACACACACACACACACAGUGAGUGAGACGUCCUAACCUCUCCUCCUUCACACCAUCUGUUCUCAGUCUCACCCACGCCUCCCUAGCCAUUGUAGAAUGUUUUCAACUUAACUUUUUAUUACUAAAGCUCUAUCACCACCACGAAUUUGUAUUCUAUGACUUCCUCGGCUAAAUGUUUAAAAGGUCAAAUAAUGUAGCUACAGUGUGGCAACACUCCCGGCUCUUGACACAUAAACGACUCCCCUCCGGAGACCGGGGUUCCCUGGGUCCACCCUCUCCAACUUGCCUAUCUCCUCAAUCAAUCUAUCAAAUGUAUUUUAAUUUUUUUUACAUUUUAUAUUAGCAGUUGUCACAAAAGGUUUUACCUUUGAUUCCUAACGGUCUAAAAAAUAUUGGGGGGAAAAGGUCAAAUGAUAAUCAAAGCAUUAUCUCUCUCUCCCCAUGCAGCAGCAGCAGUAGCCGGGGCUUCGGCCAGUCCAAUUCUCUCCCCACGGCGGGCUGCGUGGGGGGCAGCAGCAGCGUGUCGGCCCGUCGCAGCCUGCGCCAGUUCCAGAUGCCCUCGCGGAGCCUCCCCGGCGCCAGGCUGGGCCUGCUGGGCACCGCCGGCCUCCUGGGACCCACGCCACAUAGCGCCAGCAGCACCCCCACCGGCCUCAAGCAGGGACGACAGGUGGGGACACUUCUGACUUUAACCUUCUCCUAGUCCCUAGGCACUUGGCCUCCACCCCAAGCCUAGGCAAUUGAUGUAGAUUUUUUUUAUUUGGUGAUGUCAGAUUGCGGAGUCUCCCUUUAGGCUGGGAUGACAGAUGGGGACGCCCCGAUCUAACGUUCUCCUUGCCCCGUACAUCUAGCCCCUGCCCACAUCGGCGUGAUCAACUAAAAUAUUUGCUCAAGUCUCCGAUUGACAUCAAUGUGUGAUGUCUGAAUUAAGCGCACAUGUCUACAUUUUGGGCAUUCAUGUAGAUCUGAGUGGAUUUCUUAGGUGAUUUCAUAUUGCGGAGUUAGUCUAGCUUUCAAUGAAAAGACAAACAAUCCUUGUCAGCGUCAAUUUGGUUCGCUACAGUAGUGGACAGUGGGUAGUGAUACAAAGGGCCCCCUAGAUGAAAAAACUAAAACAUUGUUGUCUUCUCAGUCUCGGGGUGCUGUUUAUUUAAGCUAUAAUAAUUAGAGCAGUAAAAAUACAUGUUUUGUCAUACCCGUGGUAUAAAUGCCAUUAUAAACUGGGUGGUUUGAGUCCUGAAUUCUGAUUGGCUGAAAGCCAUGGUAUAUCAGACCAUAUACCACGGGUAUGACAAAACAUUCAUUUUUACUGUUCUAAUUACGUUGGUAACCAGUUUAUAGUAGCAAUAAGGCACCUCUGGGGUUUGUGAUAUAUGGCCAAUAUACCAUGGCUAAGGGCUGUGUCCAGGUGCUCCGCGUUGCGUUGUGCAUAAGAGCAGCCCUUAGCCAUGGUAUAUUGGCCAUAUACCACAACUCCUCGGGCCUUAUUGCUUAAAUAUACAGUGGGGGAUAAUAUAAUAACUGGAGAAAGGAAAGAGUGAGAACCACUCCUUGAUCAAGUGUCUGGAAUCGUCCCACCACAUAGAGAAAAAGUCCAAACCUAGCCACAUAUUCCCUCUUUCAGCAUCUGUCCCGAAUGAUCCCUCCCUUUUGAAAUACAGAGUUGUAAAAACAGUCAUAGAAACACACAGCCAUAAGGGGGGAAAAUGCAACAGAAAAGUGACGUGUCGGGUGAAGCGGCUGGAAUUCGUAGGCAGGUCACAUGCAUUCCACAGGCCCUACAUCACUGCUGAGUGGAACAGUCCUCCAGUCGGCAGCAGUGAUAACCUGGCACUUGCACACGUCUGCUUCUCUCCCAUUCAGCAUUUUUCUAGGAAUCCUUACAAUGGGAGGAAAUUCCAAACCGCUUCCUCCACAUUUUGCACACUCUCUCCGUCCGACCGUUUUUUUGGACAGGAUCGAAAGGUUUGGGAUGAGUGUAUUAAAAGAAAGGAGCUAGGGAGAGGAGGAGGGAGAGAGCGAGGGUGAGUCAUAGUUUGGGAGGUGGUGGUGAAGGGGGAUGGGCGACCGAGAGAGAGGGAGGAGGGAGAGCGAAUGAGCUAGUCAGAGGCAGUGAGAACAGUGCACAGGCAUUUCCUGUUUUUCCCUGGCCCUCUGUACGGGAGGGCCGGGAAAGGGGGAGAGAGAGACGGACAGACUGAGAGAGAGGGAGUGGAGGGAGUAGGGAGAGAGAAAGGGGGAGUGGAGGGAGUGAGGGAGAGAGAGAGUGGUUAGGGGAGAGAGAGUGUAGAGAGCAGGAGUAGAGACGGAGAGAGAGAGAGAAAGAAAGAGAGAAGGGUGAAUGUAUAAUAGGCAGGUUACAGAGAGGAAUCCGGGCGGUUCAAGAAUGUCAGUAGUUUGAGGCUAAAAGGGGAGGGGAGAGAAAAAUAAAAGGUUGACUGUAUAAUGGCUCAGUAGUUUAUAGGCUAGAGAGGAAACACUUCUGGGGUGCCCUUCCCUAGUUUUUACACACUUAUAAAGCCACCCCCGGGUGUGCAUUUAGUUAUGUGAUAAAGUCCCAAUUCAACUGAUUUUGGGAAAAUGUGUUGAACCAAAAUGUACUUUGCACAUGAUUUAAACUGUAUACUACCAACAUGUUAUUGCCUCUCCUGUGCAUUUAGUACUACCGCGGUAGCAUUCACCUAUAAGUCAUUCUGGAGUCAAGUGUGUGUAUGAGAAUUAUAGAGAUUUGUCAAUAUAAAUGAACAUUUUUACAACCAUUAAGUGAUGUGCACUCGGUAGUUUGUCUAAGGUAGGGUUCUCAAACUACAAUUCCCUGGGUGCCAAGGUGGGGGGCAUUUCAAUUAUCGCCAACAUUGUGCAGAACUGUAUGUCAUAUUACUAUGGUGUCAUAGGGUCAUUAACAUACAGUGGCGGCCGCUGAUUGGCUGGACAUUGUCAACAAAGCAGCAUGACAGAAUUAUUAACCCAAGUUUCUAAAUUACCGGUUGCUUCUUUAGGAGGAUAUAUGAAGUUGUCUGUGCAUUUGAACAACAGUAUGAAUACACCUAUUUCACUUUUGCAUGUAAAAACAGACUAACCACUGCUGCACAUACUGCCUCAGUUUUGAUGACCAAAAGUUGUAUUUUUUGAACGAGCAGUGCGCAGCCAGCGCACAAGAGCAUCGUUAACAAAAGCACAGGGAAAACGCAACAAGAACAAGUGGAUUUAAAAAAUCUAACUGGGGAUAGCUAGCUAGUAUAAUGUCACAAGCAUAAUGAGUUCGCCAGUAACUUUAGUUAGACUUGUUUGGCAUGCCAGCUAGAAAGCUAGCUACCUGUAUGCUAGCUUGCCAGUAGCUAGUAUCCACUAGCUCAAAUAAAAUGUUAUUGGUCACAUACACGUGUUUAGCAGAUGUUAUUGCGGGUGUAGCGAAAUGCUUGUGUUUCUAGCUCCGACAGUGCAGUAAUAUCUAACAAAUAAUAUCUAACAAUUUCACAACAUAUACCCAAUACACACAAAUCUAAGUAAAGCAAUGGAAUUAAGAAUAUAUAAAUACAUAUAUGGACGAGCAAUGUCAGAGAGGCAUAGACUAAGAUACGGUAGAAUAGUAUAGAAUACAUUAUAUACAUAUGAGAUGAGUAAUGCAAGACAUGUAAACAUUAUUAAAGUGACUAGUGUUCCAUUUUAUAAAGUGGCCAGUGAUUUCUAAACUAUGUGUAUAGGCAGCAGCCUCUAAUGUGCUAGUGAAUGCUAUUUAACAGUCUGAUGGCCUUGAGAUAGCUGUUUUUCAGUCUCUCGGUCCCAGCUAGCAUCUAAUGGCAGGGGAAACCAAAAAGUGUUGCAAAUUGGGCAGAGAGCCAUGUUUUUUUUUUUAUCCUACCAGAUCCGCAAGAAGGUUCUAGCGAACGUAUCCCACUAUCCUUCGGCUGUAUGUGGAUGUCCGGUUCAGGUCCCUUGCUUCCAAUGACUGCCCCAGGACAAUCCAUUUACUUUUGUGCUGUGAAAAUCAUGUGAUGAAAUCCUGCAAUCUCAUUGCUGCAGUUCCCCCCCCCCCCCAAAUAGCAAGCAAUGUAAUAGCUGACAAUGCAAUCCAAGCACUUGGCGGGACAUAGUUGCUGAUUGCAGAGCAGUAGGUAACUAAACAGCUUGUUUUGAACAAUAUAUAUUUAAAAUGUACACAAAUUAACCACACUAUUUGUAUAUCUUUUUUUUGGGGGGGGGGGGUUGAGCAAUCACAAGUGGGGCACAGCCCCUAACGCCCUAGUGGAUGAGCCGCCACUGUUUUCCCAGCAAUGUCUGUUAGUGGUUGGAUUUGUUGCACCUAUUAUUGGGAUUGUUGUGUCAGUUUAGAUGGUCUAGAAUGAGUCUCAGUCUGUAGUGAUCCAAAAGAUAUGACUCUCUAGCCUACCGGUCUGUUGUGGCUGUCUGUCUGACUAUCUGUUUGUCCAACAGGGUCUGUGGUUCGCCAACCCCGGGGGCAGUAAUAGCAUGCCCAGCCGGACCCACAGCUCAGUGCAGAGGACCCGCUCCCUGCCUGUCCACACCACGCCACACACCAUGGUCAUGUUCCAGCAGUCUGGUAAGAGAAACCUACACACACACACAGUUACACUAUACACACACACACGUUACACAGCACACACACACUACUGUACAAGGUAACUCUUCCUCUCUUUCCUUUGCUCUCUUUCUUUAUCUUUCCCUCUCGCUCCUUAUUGUAUUGUAUCUCUGUCUCCAUAAACUCUUAGCAGCCUAGCAUCCUCAGGACCUUCCUCUUUGUUAACCUGGAGAGAGAUGUUGUUCCUGGUGCUUUAAAUGCAGUGUGCUGAGGAUGAUGGUGUAUUGCAGGGAGCUUUACCCAAGGCUGUUGUUCUGCAUUGGUGUGUGUGAGUGUGUGUGCACGAUGCCCUGUGGCCUGUGGCAUUACAGCAUCUGAUACACUGGUCCCAUUACCCACAAUGCUGGCCAGGCUCAUAAAAAUAUAGUUACCAGAACAGACAUUCCCAUUCAAGUCAAUGCUCUGCUCGGUGAUGGUUGAAUGCUGUAACCGCAAGACAAAAUGGACAUCCAAUGUGACAGCGGGGACUUCCUCCUCCGGCCUGUCUUUCAUGGGGAACCAAAGUGUACCCCCCCCCCCCCCCUUUUUUUAGAAUGGAGAGGAAGAAUGGGGAGGGUAGUUUCGGGGGGAAAGAUGGAAUGCAGCAAUAUGAGAGGGAGGAAGGGAAGGACAGAGAGAGGGAAGAGUCAGCGGACUGUUACAAUGAGUCUCUUUGUGCAGGGUGGCUGGGGUGCCCUGGCACACAUUCCCUGCCCUCUCCUUCUCUCUCGUCCUCCCUCGUUCUCUCUCUCUCUCUCUCUCUACCUCCCUCAGAGUCGUACACACUGCACAUGCACUCAGGGGUAGCUGGAGUUGGAGCGGGCCAGGGUAUGUAGCUGCCUGGAAAGCUAGGUCUCUCUCUCUCACUCUCUCCCUUCUUUAAAUGAUUGAUUAAAACGGAGGUUAUACGGGGAGAAUGAGGGGAUGAAGGAAGGGGGAGUGUGUGUUUUUGAGAACAAGCGUGUGAGCACACAAGUGUGUGUGUGGAGGGGGACAGGAUUUGGGGCCUAAAAAUAGCCGGUGGCGGACUGUUCUGUCUGUCCAGCCGGGGGGGCGGCGAGUGCCUAACUCAGCUCUUCUCUAUACCCACAAGGGAUUUUCACAGUCGCCCAAGGCAGGCAGUAGCAGCUAAAGACUAGCCGUUAGCCUAGAUAUCCCCCCGUGACAGCUAGCUAAGGAGCGCACAGCUGAGGUAAGGGGGCUGCUAGGCUAGCAAGUAAGCAACUGACCCUCUGUCGCUUCUAAGAAGGUUUUUGGGGGGGUUUGGGGUCCCCCUUGUGGCGCAACAGGUGACUUUGAACUUGAGAAGUAGACACCCCCCACACGCAUGCUAAACCACCCCGGUGCGAAUAACCCAAGUGACUGGGGAUUGUAUUGAUAGGGUGUAAUGUGGAGACAGUUGGUUAAUUGGCGGUGUAUUGUAAUCAGAUUAAGAAUGGCACAAACGGCGUGAUUGAGUGGAGGUCAUUGUUAUGAUGCCCGCCCGCCCCACACACACAGAAUUUGGAUAAUUCACUCCUUUUGUCUGUUGCCAACUCGGGGUGGUGAUGUCAGGAAAGGUAAAGGUAUUAUAGGAUUGAGACCUUUAGAUCAGGGAUCAUCAACUAGAUUCAGCCGCGGGAAUAUUUUGUAUUGAGUGCAUGGUCAGGGGGCAGGAACAUAAUUACAAAUCAUUUGUAGACUGCAAAUUGACCACAAGACGCCCAAACAGAUAUAACAUUUCACUAAAACAUCAUCAUUUCAAACCUUGCUUACAUUUGUAUAUGAUCACAUACCCUACAUGACCAAAAGUAUGUGGACACCUGCUCGUCAAACAUCUCAUUCCAAAAUCAUGGGCAUUAAUAUGGAGUUGGUCCCCCCUUUGUUGCUAUAACCGCCUCCACUCUUCUGGGAAGACUUUCCACUAGAUUUUGAAACAUUGCUGCGGGGACUUGCUUCCAUUCAGCCACAAAAGCAUUAGUGAGGUCGGGCACUGAUGUUGGGCGAUUAGGCCUUGCUCGCAGUCAGCGAUGGGGUUGAGGUCAGAGCUCUGUGCAGGCCAGUCAAGUUCUUCCACACCGAUUUCAACAAACCAUUUUUCUAUGAUUUCCUUUCAUUGGAACUAAGGGGCCUAGCCCGAACCAUGAAAAACAGCCCCAGACCAUUAUUCCUCCUCCACCAAACUUUACAGUUGGCACUAUGCAUUGGGCAGGUAGCGUUCUCCUGGCAUCCACCAAACACAGAUUCGUCCGUCGCACUGCCAGAUGGUGAAGCGUGAUUCAUCACUCCAGAAAACACGUUUCAACUGCUCCAGAGUCCAAUGGCAGCAAGCUUUACACCACGCCAGCCGACGCUUGACAUUGCGCAUGGUGAUCUUAGGCUUGAAGCUCCCGAAGAACAGUUAUUUUGCUGACAUUGCUUCCAGAGGCAGUUUGGAACUCGGUAGUGAGUGUUGCAACCGAGGACAGACGAUUUUUACACGCUACGCAGUUGAACACUCGCCGGUCCUGUUCUGUGAGCUUGUGUGGCCUACCACUUCGCGGCUGAGCCGUUGUUGCUCCUAGACGUUUCCAGUUCACAAUAACAGCACUUACAGUUGACCGGGGCAGCUCUAACAGGGCUGAAAUUUGACGAAUUGACUUGUUGGAAAGGUGGCAUCCUAUGACGGUGUCACGUUGAAAGUCACUGAGCUCUUCAGUAAGGCCAUUCUACUGCCAAUGUAUGAAGAUUGCAUGGCUGUGUGCUCGAUUUUAUACACCUGUCAGGAACGGGUGUGGCUGAAAUAGCUGAAUCCACUAAUUUGAAGGGGUGUCCACAUACUUUUGUAUAUAUAGUGUAUAUCUCUCUAUUAUGCAUAGGAAUACUAAAGAACAGAUUUCCCAAAUUAAAAUCACUUGGAGCUGAUUUGCUGGUGUUUUUAGUCCAACAAUAAUUUUGAUUGGUUCUGAAAACAGUUUGGGAUCCCUGAUUUAGAUUAACUUGAAUUUAACUCCUUUCCGUGCUCAAUGGGAAUAGUAGACUCUUGUGUGCUAUUUGGUGGUUUGUCGAUAACGGUGAAGAAAUGUAUCAUGUUCUUUUGAUUGUAAAGCCUUUGAACGAUUUUGACAGUGGUUGUGUUGAUGUUGUUGUUGAAACGUUCUGGAGUCUUUAUCUGGCUUUAUAUGUACAGAUAUGCACACAUUUAUCAUACUCUUUCAGUUGUUCGUUUUAGCCUUUUAUGUUAGCUGAGCUUUCACAGUGAUUGUGUGUAUGUUGUUGUAAUGUUGCAGUGUUGUUCUCCAGAGGGGUAUACUACAAAGCCGGAUCAAUGAGAUAGCCAGCUAACUUGCCUAAAUAUUCUGAAAUAACAAAUGUUUUUAUAAAGAUAAGGUGAAAUGUCUAAUUGACUCAAAAACCAAAAACACACACUUAAGUUUUACCUUCUUAAUGAACCAGAAAAUCAAUAGUUAUUUCUGGUUGUUUAUCAAAGUUAUCUGGCUAACUCAUUGAUUCUGUUUUGUAGUCUACCCCUCUGGUGGUUAGUUGUGUCAAUGUUGGUUGUUGUAACGUUGUGGUGUUCUCCAGAUCUCCAGGUGCCGGUGACGGAACCAGACAUCAACAACCGGCUGGAGUCUCUGUGCCUGAGUAUGACAGAGCAUGCCCUGGGAGGUAAAAGCAUCACAACUACCAUGACAACUACCAUGAACACACACACUCCAGUUACUACUGGACUUUAUUGUCAAUGCGCACACACACACACACACUACUGUAUCAAUCUACUGUACCCCUUGGUAUAUACCCACGUGCGCUUGCACACACACACACACACACACAAACACACAGAUUCACACACACUUUCUCUGUCGCUCUUUCUCUCACACACAAACACACACACACUCCCUCACUAAACUCCAGUCCUGUACUACAUUGUCUACACAGCAUAUAAACAUGCACAGAAAAAAAACAGACACAACUUUGGAAUUCCAUCUACCCAGAAACUGUUCAAGUGACAAAUAUGUCACGGUUGAGUCAGAGUUGCCAAGUCAUUGGAAACAUUUGUAUAUCUUGCCAGAAUGUAACCGAAAUAAUACAAACGAAUGAAGACCGCAACAUACAGUGAAUACAUCCAGAGACUGAACUCCCCAAAGACGAUGGCUUGCCUGGAGCCAGACCUGGGUUCAUAUACUAUUCAAAAUUAUUUGAAAUGCAUUAGCUGUGCUUGAUUGAACUUGCCUGUUGCAAUUGAACCAAUGGAAAUGUCCCAAGAGUGCAGACCCUGCCCACCCAGGCUAAAGUGAACGCUUAAAGUAUUUGAAUGAUUUCAAAUAAUAUUUGAACCCACAUUUGCCUGUAGCCAGGGUGUGACUCCACAAUGAAUCCACACGUAUUGCGAGGAGAGGAGGAGACGAGACGGGAGGGGAAGGGAGCUGGAUAAACGCAGUAACCAUUCCCAUUAUAAAUGGAGUUUUUUCUCUCGGUGCUCGGCGCGGAGCUGGGGUGGACAAGCACCGCUUUGUGUGUGCAUUUGUGCGUGAACUGGACACCAUACACACACACACACACAGUCCCAGAGCAGAGGUGGGUAGCUGAGGAAUGCCAGUCCCAGACAGGACCCUUCCUCUCUGCUGUGCCCCUUCUCCUCUCUCUCGCUCUGAAACCUACUGAAUCGACAAAAUAGAAAUUAGAACCAAAGUACUCAUCGUGAAUGGAAUGCCCCCGAGCCCUUAUUUACAAAUAGUAGUACAUUUUGUCCGAUAGAAAGCUUGGACAUGCUCAAACACAGCAAUACGACGUCCAGCUCUAAUAAUGAUCAAACUCUCUCUCCUCUUUUGAACAAUUUGACAAAGUUGCCAAGUCAUUUCCCUAAUUGGCAUGCUUCCAGCCCCUAAACUUCUAGGCAGUUCUGUAGAUCUGAAAGGAUUGGAGAUCCAAUACGGUGAAAUGUUCAUCUAGCCCAUCAGAGGGAAAGGUGGAGUUAUUAGCAUGUUGCUAACUUGCGCCGGGCGUAAAGGCUAGGAGGGCAUUUGAAACUGUGCCCUAUAUACAGUGGGGAGAACAAGUAUUUGAUACACUACCGAUUUUGCAGGUUUUCCUACUUACAAAGCAUGUAGAGGUCUGUAAUUUUUAUGAUAGGUACACUUCAACUGUGAGAGACGGAAUCUAAAAAAAAUCCAGAAAAUCACAUUGUAUGAUUUUUAAGUAAUUAAUUUGCAUUUUAUUGCAUGACAUAAGUAUUUGAUACAUCAGAAAAGCAGAACUUAAUAUUUGGUACAGAAACCUUUGUUUGCAAUUACAGAGAUCAUAUUAUUCCUGUAGGUCUUGACCAGGUUUGCACACACUGCAACAGGGAUUUUGGCCCACUCCUCCAUACAGACCUUCUCCAGAUUUCGGGGCUGUUGCUGGGCAAUACGGACUAUCAGCUCCCUCCAAAGAUUUUCUAUUGGGUUCAGGUCUGGAGACUGGCUCGGCCACUCCAGGACCUUGAGAUGCUUCUUACGGAGCCACUCCUUAGUUGCCCUGGCUGUGUGUUUCAGGUCGUUGUCAUGCUGGAAGACCCAGCCACAACCCAUCUUCAAUGCUCUUACUGAGGGAAGGAGGUUGUUGGCCAAGAUCUCGCGAUACAUGGCCCCAUCCAUCCUCCCCUCAAUACGGUGCAGUCGUCCUGUCCCCUUUGCAGAAAAGCAUCCCCAAAGAAUGAUGUUUCCACCUCCAUGCUUCACGGUUGGGAUGGUGUUCUUGGGGUUGUACUCAUCCUUCUUCUUCCUCCAAACACGGCGAGUGGAGUUUAGACCAAAAAGCUCUAUUUUUGUCUCAUCAGACCACAUGACCUUCUCCCAUUCCACCUCUGGAUCAUCCAGAUGGUCAUUGGCAAACUUCAGAUGGGCCUGGACAUGCGCUGGCUUGAGCUGGGGGACCUUGCGUGCGCUGCAGGAUUUUAAUUCAUGACGGCGUAGUGUGUUACUAAUGGUUUUCUUUGAGAAUGUCGUCCCAGCUCUCUUCAGGUCAUUGACCAGGUCCUGCCGUGUAGUUCUGGGCUGAUCCCUCACCUUCCUCAUGAUCAUUGAUGCCCCACGAGGUGAGAUCUUGCAUGGAGCCCCAGACCGAGGGUGAUUGACCAUCAUCUUGAACUUCUUCUAUUUUCUAAUAAUUGCGCCAACAGUUGUUGCCUUCUCACCAAGCUGCUUGCCUAUUGUCCUGUAGCCCAUCCCAGCCUUGUGCAGGUCUACAAUUUUAUCCCUGAUGUCUUUACACAGCUCUCUGGUCUUGGCCAUUGUGGAGAGGUUGGAGUCUGUUUGAUUGAGUGUGUGGACAGGUGUCUUUUAUACAGGUAACGAGUUCAAACAGGUGCAGUUAAUACAGGUAAUGAGUGGAGAACAGGAGGGCUUCUUAAAGAAAAACUAACAGGUCUGUGAGAGCCGGAAUUCUUACUGGUUGGUAGGUGAUCAAAUACUUAUGUCAUGCAAUAAAAUGCAAAUUAAUUACUUAAAAAUCAUACAAUGUGAUUUUCUGGAUUUUUGUUUUAGAUUCCGUAUCUCACAGUUGAAGUGUACCUAUGAUAAAUAUUACAGACCUCUACAUGCUUUGUAAGUAGGAAAACCUGCAAAAUUGGCAGUGUAUCAAAUACUUGUUCUCCCCACUGUAUAUAUAUGACUCUAAUGGAAACCUAUUCCCUUUAUAGUGCACUACUUCUGACCAGUGUAGUGUACUAUAUAGGGAAUAGGGUGCCAUUUGGGAUGCAACCCAUGUCAUGAGACCCUCGGCCACACACAGGAACUCCAGUAAUAGUAAAUCUUUAUGAAACCCCUUGUAUGUAAUGCACCCUGUUCAUAGGUUGCAUUAUAAUACAUCGGGCUUUAGAAAUGCACUAUAUAAAUCCUAAGACAGCAAAGAAAUUCCAUCAUGGGUCUCUAACCUCCCCCAAUGACUGCCUCCGGUUUCUGGUACUGCUGGUUACACACACACGCACACACACCACACAUUUGCCGUGUAGAAACACAUCUAAUUUAGCACGUAUACCCAGCUUGACCAGUGCAACAGCAAAGCACAUACCUCAGAUGAAUGUAGUAAUGCAGGGUUUUAAGCUGACUCAUUGCUCACUCUGUCUGAACCACUGCGGCUGUGUCCCAAAUGGAACCCUAUUGCCUUUAUAGUGCACUACUUUUGACCAAUGCCCAGGGCCCAUAGGGUCUGGUCAAAAGUAGUGCACUCUGUAGGGGAUAGGGUGCCAUUUGGGACACAAUCCCGGGACAAACAUUUGGUCCUCUCUGUUUGUCCAGCCAGGCCAGAUGCAACAGUUGUUUUUUUGGCUUUGAAACAUUCCAUCUGUAUUUGUCCAGUUGUGUUAUUCUCAUUCCUAUGUGAUGGUUUGUCCCAUGUCCCUCGAUUCUGUGUGUCUAGAUGGAGUCGACCGCACAUCCACCAUCUGAGAGGAGGACCUGAAGGAGACCAGGAGAGACUGAGCUGGUCCCAAGAGGCUCGCCGCGCACCCAGUCUUUCCCUUCGCCCCCCACACCACCUGCCCAUCAGGCGCCCCCACAGCCAUUGGGAGAGGUCAACCGGGGGGGUGGGCGAGCUCCAAAUCACGCCACGAUGA